CUAACUACUUAAUUUAUCCUAAGAUAAAUAUCCCCUUUCUUCACUCUUUAAAUCCAUCCAAACACACAAUCAGUCUCAUAAAAUGGCUGGUACUUCUUCUGUUGUCUUGGCGCCUUCAGUCCAACAGUUGGAAAAGGAAGGCAUUGAAAAAGUUCCAGAACAAUAUCUUCAACCAAAUCAAGAUCCUAUUUUUGUAUCUAACACAACUUCCUUACCAAAACUCCCAGUUAUCGAUCUUAGUAAAUUGUUAUGUGAAGAUUCAGUUGAGUUAGAGAAGCUAGACCAUGCUUGCAAGGAAUGGGGUUUCUUUCAGCUAAUCAACCAUGGAGUCAACCCUUCACUAGUAGAAAAUGUGAAAAUUGGUAUUCAACAAUUCUUCAACAUUCCAAUAGAAGAGAAAAAGAAGCUUUGGCAAACACAAGAGGAAAUGCAGGGGUUUGGACAGGCUUAUGUUUCUUUAGAGGAUGAAAAGCUAAGAUGGGGAGAUAUGUUCUCUGUUAGAACUUUCCCUUUGCACAUAAGGCAUCCCAAUCUAAUUCCUUUAAUUCCACAACCAUUGAGAGAUAAUCUAGAGAGCUAUUAUCUUGAAAUGAAAAGAUUGUGUGUCACACUCAUUGAGUAUAUGAGAAAAGCUCUGAAGGUCCAACCCAAUGAAUUGGUAGAUUUAUUUGAAGAGAUAGAUCAGUCAAUAAGGAUGAAUUACUAUCCUCCAUGUCCUCAACCAGAACAAGUUAUUGGACUUAAUCCUCACUCUGAUGGUGUUGCCCUUACCAUCCUUCUUGAAGUAAAUGAAAUUCAAGGACUUCAAAUAAAAAAAGAUGGAAUGUGGAUUCCUAUCAAAUCCCUUUCUAAUGCUUUUAUGGUCAAUAUUGGAGAUAUGUUGGAGAUACUAAGCAAUGGAACUUACCAGAGCAUCGAACAUAGGGCAACAGUAAAUUCAGAAAAGGAGAGGAUCUCUGUUGGUGCAUUUCACAGUCCUCAUAGGGGUGAUAUAAGUCCAGCACCCAGUCUUGUUACUCCUGAAAGUCCUGCAUUAUUUAAAACCAUUUCUAUUGCAGAUUACGUCAAUGGAUACCUUUCAAGCAAGAUAAAUGGGAAAUCAUACUUGGAUGGUGUUAGGAUCCAAAAUUCGUGAUUUGGUAUGAGCUUAAAAUUCAUGGUUGUUGUUGUUGAUAAGUUGUUUUGGUGAUUUUUGCUUAAUUGGAUAAAAAUGAAGUUGUUGUGGUUGAUUGUUGAUGAAAUUGUGAGAUGAUGCUUAGAUUGAUGGUAUGUCAUGUUGUUGAUGAUGAUGAUUCAUGAAUUGGAAUUGAAAGUUUGAGUUGUUGAUGUUGUUGUGUGGUGUUUAGAUAAAUCAAAGUGUUGUUGUUGAAAAUUGGUAUUUUGUUUGAAAACUAAGUGAAUUAGUUCAUAAGCUAAUUAGAGGGUUGUGAGAAGAGCUUAUUUGGUGUGUUUGAGCAUUGGAACAUGAUUUUAAUGGUUAUGGGAAAUAGAAGAAUCAAAA
Medicago truncatula (barrel medic) is the source of this 1501-nucleotide messenger RNA. Its product is annotated as protein SRG1. Lineage: Eukaryota; Viridiplantae; Streptophyta; Magnoliopsida; Fabales; Fabaceae. The transcript has 4 exons. The record is from RefSeq and is a predicted model, not a curated record. The coding region runs from base 83 to 1135 and encodes 350 amino acids.